Molecule: messenger RNA, 369 nt
Organism: Macrosiphum euphorbiae (potato aphid)
Lineage: Eukaryota; Metazoa; Arthropoda; Insecta; Hemiptera; Aphididae
Source: the annotation of a GenBank genome assembly
AUGGAUGAAGAUAUGAUAAUAGAUUCAUUAAAUGAAUCAUACGACUCUUUUAGUGAAAGUAUUGACGAUAGUGAUACUGAUGUGUUAUUUCAAAUUGAAAAUGAAAGUAAUAGUGACUUUGAUGAUUCUACUGAAGACGAGGACGAGGAGGAUCAUUCAAUUUCUGUACAUAAUAAUGUUCAACCACUUCAACCCGCCUGGAAUAUAGUUUCAGGUAAUAAUCAAAAACAUUUCAACUUUAUUGGAAACUCUGGACCCUUAGUUAUAUUAGACGAAGGUAGUGGGCCUAUAGAUUUUUUCAAAUUAUUUCUUACCGAUGAAAUAAUUCAACUACUGUACUACUGUAAAUGUAGAUAUUUUUCACUUUAA